Molecule: messenger RNA, 1756 nt
Organism: Cryptomeria japonica (Japanese cedar)
Lineage: Eukaryota; Viridiplantae; Streptophyta; Pinopsida; Cupressales; Cupressaceae
Exons: 11
Coding region: 224-1408 (394 amino acids)
Biological process (GO): L-threonine biosynthetic process
Molecular function (GO): aspartate-semialdehyde dehydrogenase (NADP+) activity; NADP binding; protein dimerization activity
Source: RefSeq, a predicted model, not a curated record
ACACAUCUGAAUUCAUGGUCAACAUCCAUGAGGUGUACGCCUCUUCCAAACAUAAAACCCUUCCAAGGCUAAAACCUCGUGCUCUUAUACCAAGUGCGGUUGCAACCAAUAGAUCUUUAUAUAUUCAGUUUUUAUUCAAGCAGCCAUUGUUAAUGUUAUUUCGAAACUCAGCUCUCACCAUUUCAUAAGUCUAGUUCAUUUCCAGAGAACAUUUGUAUCAGCAAUGGCAGCUGCUUCCUCUCACCAUUUAUCUGCAUUGUCUGCAACUUCAAACCACAAUGGAGGUAACAAUGGUAGCCAAAUAUGGGGAAAAAGCCUUAGAUCAGUCUCUUCUGCUAAGUUUCCAUCCAAGUUAGCCAGAAAAACAGUGAGAAUGGCUCUCAAGGAAGAUGGGCCAUCAGUGGCUGUUGUGGGUGUGACUGGUGCUGUUGGCCAGGAGUUUUUGAAGGUGUUGACUGAAAGAGAUUUUCCCUACAGGAGUCUUAAGCUGCUGGCUAGCAAGCGAUCUGCAGGAAAACACACGACUUUUGAGGGACGAGAUUAUCUUAUAGAGGAGCUCACAGAGGACAGUUUUGGUGGUAUUGACAUUGCUCUUUUUAGUGCUGGUGGCUCAAUAAGCAAGAAGUUUGGACCUCUGGCUGCUAAACAAGGCACAAUUGUAGUUGAUAAUAGCUCUGCAUUCCGGAUGGAUGAUGGUAUUCCUCUUGUUAUUCCUGAGGUCAAUCCAGAAGCAAUGGCUCAUAUAAAACUCGGUUCCAAGAAGGGAGCACUUAUUGCGAAUCCAAACUGUUCAACUAUCAUCUGUCUCAUGGCAGCUACACCUCUGCAUCGUCAUGCAAAGGUGAAAAGAAUGGUGGUUAGCACUUAUCAGGCAGCAAGUGGAGCUGGUGCUGCAGCAAUGGCUGAACUUGAACAGCAAACACGUGAGGUUUUGGAAGGAAAAGAGCCAACUUGUAAUAUCUUUAGUCAACAGUAUGCAUUCAAUCUCUUCUCUCACAACACAAAAAUCUUCCCAAAUGGUUACAACGAGGAAGAGAUGAAGCUAGUAAAAGAGACGAGGAAAAUUUGGAAUGACCAAGAUGUAAGAGUGACUGCAACUUGUAUACGAGUCCCAGUAAUGCGAGCACAUGCAGAGAGUAUCAAUCUGGAAUUUGACAAGCCACUCGAUGAGGAUACUGCUCGAGAGAUUCUUAAGAAUUCUGAUGGUGUUGUUGUUAUUGAUGAUCGAGAUGCCAACCACUUUCCAACUCCUCUACAGGUUUCAAACAAGGAUGAUGUUGCUGUUGGAAGGAUCCGGCAAGAUGCUUCUCAAAAUGGCAAUUAUGGAUUGGAAAUUUUUGUUUGUGGGGAUCAAAUACGCAAAGGGGCUGCUCUUAAUGCAGUGCAAAUUGCAGAGAAACUUUUUUGAGAACAACACUGUAUGCAGUGUAAUGAUUUCUCAUCUCAUUCAGUUUUGUUGAGGAAUUUUCGCCAGAUGGAAGAGUCAUUUUUUGAAAAUUAGAACAUAAAACAAGAGUGUAUGCAGUAUAAUGAUUUCUUAUCUCAUUCAAUUUUGUUGAAGAUUUUAUGCCAGAUGGAAGGGUUUUUCUUUCUUUUAAUUAUUGCAUAAAAAUGAUAGGAAAAGGGACUAUAAAUUCCAUGUCCUAUUUUUUUUGUUGGAAUAUCCUGGUAAAAUUUAGUGUACGUUUUUUUUUUGAGAAUUGAAGUGUUAUUGGAAGAAUGGCCAUUAUAUAUCUGUGCAUUAAGGAACACUCUA